UUGUAAGACAAUUGUAUUUGUUACAUGUAUUUAUGUUAAGGGAGAUAAUUGUAUUUGUUACAUAUAUUUAUGUAAAGGGUUAGCUAUAAUUAUGUGUUGAUUGAUAGGUGUUAUUCAUUAUAUAAAUGGCGAAUUGAUGCACUAACCAGAAAAUUUUCUCACUUAAUGAUAAUGUGAUGUUAUAUUGGUUAUUUUAGUUAACCAAUUAACCAAACCGAUUAAACUUUAGUUUGGUUAAUUUGGUUGUUGUAUUAGUUUAGGGAUGGCAAUAAAACCCGAACCCACGGGUACCCACCCGACCCAAUCCGGUCAACGCGGGUAAAAUCUGUGUUGACGGGUUUUGAGCCGGGUUUGGGUUUAAACCCGUUCACUAUUUAACCGGCUGGGUUUGAGUUUAGGUAAACUCGCCCCAUGGGUAUCCACCCACACCCAUAUAAUUAAUUUUCUAGGUAUAUUUAAUAUUCUAAACAAUUAGUCUUAUUUAUGUUUGUGGAGACAUGUCUAAUUUUUUCUUUCUAAUUGUGUAGAAUGAAGUUGAUGUUAUCGAGUGGAGAGUGAAGAAAAUUGAAAGGAAGAAGCUUUCAAUUAAUCAUGUAUUUAUGGAUAAUUUGUGAUUUGCUUCAAUUUUCUUGAGUUUUCUAGAUUAGUGUUGAACACUUUGUAUAGUUAAUUUGUGAUUUACUUGAAUUUUCUAGAAUGGUGUUUUAUAUAUGGAUACUUUGUAUUGAGAGAUUGAUAUUUGACUUUAAUUUUGAUAAGAGCUUGUUAUUGUAAAUUUUUUACGACAAAAACCCGCGAGUACCCAUGUUGCGCGGUUCGGUAGUGUUGCGUGGCAAAGAGGGGGAAUGCCCCCGAUCACAUUUGAGGUGAUUCCACGAGCUCAUCGAUGGGAUCAAUAUAAAUGGGGUUCUAGUCGAUGCCAUCCAGCUGAGGUACUUCCCAUUUACUAUGGAGGGGCAGGCCAACGAGUGGCUAGACACUUGACCUCCAGGUUCAAUCACCACGUUCGCCAACCUGGCGGACAAGUUUCUCACUCGCUACCAUCCUCCGUCCAAGACGGCGGACCUGCAGAAGCAAAUUACCCACUUUGCUCAGGAUGAAGAUGAGACCAUCCGGGAUGCUUGGGAGAGAUACACCAGUCUCUUCCUCAAGUGUCCCAACCAUGGUUUUACUGACGCCUUCAAAGUGGGCACCUUCUACCAUGCCCUCUUACCGGAAGACAAGCAGCUAAUUGACUCGGUAUGUGGCGGGAACAUGCUCACCAAAACACCGCCACAGCUGAAUCAACUCUUUGAAGAGAUGGCAGAGCAGGGCUAUGACUGGGGAACUGCGAGAAGAUCGAGACGAGCACCAGGGCGGGGUGUGCAUGCUGUAGCCACCCAGUCAUCUGAUUUGGUGCAGGUGGUGUCGAAGCUGGUUUCAGCCAUCGAUCGCUCUGGGAUGAUUGCAGGUACUGGACAACAGCAGGCGAUGCACUGCCAGUGGUUUGUGAGUUCUCAUCACACCGUGGAGGAUUGUUAGGCAAUGAGGGAGUCUUCCACCCCCCAGGAGCAGGUGGACUUCAUCGGCAAUGCCAGGCGCUUCGAUCCCUACAACAACACUUACAACGAGGGGUGGCGCCAGCAUCCCAACUUCUCCUGGGGUGGGGCAAAUUCUAGACCACCAGUCCCCAAGGACCACCUGGCUUCCAGAGGCCUCCUUACCAGCCCAGACAAGGGCAAUUUCAGCAGCCGCAAUAGCCUCUCUACCUGCCGGACAGGGGCUAGUUCUACCUCAGUCAGAGGUGCAGCCAUUUCAUCAGACAGAGGCAGCGCCUGCAGCCCCAAUACAAAGUGACCUGAUGGCUGAAUUGUGGGACUUGGUGGGUUCUCUUGCCUGUUCAAGUGCUCAGAAAUUCAACACUAUCGAGCAGUUCAUGGAAAAAGCCUCGGGUAAAUUCCUGGCUCUUGAAGCUGGCCAGAGGAACACACAGGCUAUCUUGAAGGAUAUCCAGACCCAGAUUGGGAGUGUUGCCCAGGCUGUAGCUCAGAGGACUCCUGGUACUCUACCCAGUCAGACUAUCCCUCAUCCGCAGGACCCAAAUGAACACUGCAAGGCCAUUACCACCAGGAGUGGCAAGGUGACUGCUGAUCCACCUGUUCGGGCACAAGAGAGAGAGACCCUUGCUUCAGCACUUCCAGCUAAUGAGGAGGAAAUGGAGAAGGAGGUUGAGGGACCUGCUCCUAAACCGCAACCAGUGGUGAAGGAGUAUGUACCGCAACUUCCCUUUCCUACUCGGUUGCACAAAGACCGACUGGAGACUGAGUUUGCCAAGUUCAUGGCAAUGCUGAAGCAGGUAAACAUAAGCAUGCCCUUCGUGGAGGCAUUAUCGAAGAUGCCCAAGUAUGCCAAGUUUAUGAAGGAUCUCCUCACCAACAAGAGGAAGCUUGGGGAGCUGUCAAUGGUGAUGCUCAACGAGGAGUGUUCUGCCAUCCUGCAGAACAAACUACCAGAGAAGCGAAAAGACCCAGGGAGUUUUACUAUCCCUUGCAUGAUUGGUAGUUUUCAUAUAGGGAAGUCCUUGGCGGAUUUAGGCGCUAGCAUAAAUGUUAUGCCAUAUAAACUGUUUAAAAAGCUAGGCCUAGGUGAACCUAGUGAUACUAGGAUGAUCAUUCAACUUGCUGAUAGAUCCAUUGUGCAUCCUAGGGGCAUUGCAGAGGACUUGAUAGUCACAGUAGGGCCGUUCUCAUAUCCUGUUGAUUUUGUGAUUUUGGACAUAAAUGAGGAUGUGGAUGUGCCAUUAAUAUUGGGUAGACCUUUUCUCGCCACCUCCAAGGCGCUCAUUGAUGUGAAUGAUGGGAAAUUGAUUUUGCGAGCUGGGGGUGAACAAAUCACCUUAUCUGUUUCUGAUAAUAUGAAACACCCCUAGCUCCAUGAUGAUCUAGACUACUGUGAUGUUGUUGCUGAUUUUGAGACUACACUCGCCGUCACUAGUGCGGGUACUGAUGAUUUCCUCGAGCGUUGUCUUUUGCUAAGGGAACAUGCAUCACAGGACGUGCAGCUAGAGGAGCAGCUCGCGGAGCUAGACGAGGCCGCGAUCGAGGGGCGAGAGAUACAUUCAAGCUGAUCCCUAUCUCGCCCCGGAUCGCUACAUCAUUGGAGGAGCCACCAGAGCUGGAGCUUAAGCCCAUCCCCUGUCACCUGGAGUAUGCAUUUCUCC
Linum trigynum is the source of this 3199-nucleotide messenger RNA. The record is from the annotation of a GenBank genome assembly. NCBI's taxonomy places the organism in Eukaryota, Viridiplantae, Streptophyta, Magnoliopsida, Malpighiales, Linaceae.